AUGGCCCACGUACUCGGUAGAAAGAGGGCCCUCGUGAUGGGUCGCGGAUAUUCAUUAUCCUGGUUGGCUAAAUCGACAGUCCGGUCCCAGGCCUCCUACGCCACCAGGCCCACGGCCAGGACCCAUCAGUCCGGGCCCCCCACCGCCUCCAACCCCUCCGCCUGGGAGGACACGACUGCCAGCGUCACUGGUAGCUAG
Geosmithia morbida is the source of this 198-nucleotide messenger RNA. RefSeq lists its product as uncharacterized. The record is from RefSeq and is a predicted model, not a curated record. NCBI's taxonomy places the organism in Eukaryota, Fungi, Ascomycota, Sordariomycetes, Hypocreales, Bionectriaceae. The transcript has 2 exons. Bases 1 to 198 code for a protein of 65 amino acids.